Messenger RNA from Caenorhabditis briggsae, 4818 nucleotides. RefSeq names its product Protein CBR-QUI-1 (gene Cbr-qui-1). The transcript is spliced from 16 exons. Gene Ontology annotation, molecular function: protein binding. The record is from RefSeq and is a predicted model, not a curated record. Bases 1 to 4818 code for a protein of 1605 amino acids. NCBI's taxonomy places the organism in Eukaryota, Metazoa, Nematoda, Chromadorea, Rhabditida, Rhabditidae.
AUGUUCCGAGGAGGAAAUUCCGAGAAGCGUCUUCCAUAUGUCUCGACUGUGUUCGUCGUCGGAAAUGAUGCCGAGGUGGUUUCAGAGUUCAAUAUCGAGAGAAGAACAUUGUGGCAAGACGUGUUACCAGAUCUUCAGAAUAUGGGAUUUCAGUCAAACUUCGAUUUGGAGUUUUGUGAUGUAGCACUGGAAAAUGGAGAGCUGAGUAAUGCAGUGGCAGAACAUGUACUGAAAAUGUGGAAGGAGAAUCCUCGUAGUUGGAUGGUGAUUCUUCUUGGUAACCGUUACGGCAAUGUAUCAGUGCCAACAGCAUUACGAAAAGAAGAGUACGAAUCCAUCCGGUCGUCGAUAUUUGAAGAGAAUGGAAAUGUCCGUAUUUUUGAGAAGGCGUACACAAUAAACCGAAACACUCCGGUUGAGGAAUAUCGUCUCAUUCCUUCAGCCAUCAAGGAUAAAAAGCAGGUGGCUGAAAUCAUCAAAGCGUUGCAGACGGGAGCAAAAGCUGCACACGAAGAAGGAGCAAUAAACCAGGUGCACGAACAACGACAGAAUCGUUUUUUCUCCUCUCCACUUGAAUCAUUCGUCCGUUCGGUUCUUCAAGUUUCACCGUGUCGAUGCCUUUUUCUGCUUCGGAAAUUCGAUCAACUCGUCGCGGAUCCAAACUCUCCAAACGUUUUUCUCGAGAUCAACGAACAAAGCAGUCGGAAAAUUGAGGAUUUAAAGAACGAGAUAACACUGAAAAUGAAUGAUCGAGUGAUGACGCAUGUGUUGAGGCCUGAAAGUACGGAUAUCAAUUAUUUUUUCAAUUCGAGAGACGGAGAUAAGUAUAGAGAGAAAAUUGCAAGACAGUUCAAUGAAAAACUCAAAAAUCAUCUUGCUGAUUUGAAUCCUCCGCUACGACCAGAACCACCUCGAUCAUCGAUUGAACUUGCUGUUAACGAGGCACGAACACAUUAUGAAUAUCUGGAACAACAAUUAUCAAUUGGAAAUUUAAAAAGAGACUAUGAUAAACGAUUAGAUGAAUUGGCAGGAGUUAAAGUGAAUCGAGGAAUUUUUCUGAUUCAAGGAACCGACCUUUGUGGAAAAACACAAGCGUUGUGCAGACUUUACAAUAAGAUUUCCAGUAAGGAUGCCUAUAAAAUUAUUUUCUUUACCAACUUGACUUACUCAUCGAACUUUGCACAUGAAGCAUGGAGAACGAUAUGUUUGAACAUUUGUGAAAUGGCGAAUAUCGAUGCAAAAGAAGUUUUAGAGCAUUUCAAACUAGCUGGAAUUCUGAAAUGUCUCGAACAGAUUGUACAAAAAGCAGAUAAACCAGUCUGUGUAUUCAUUGACGAUGUUCAUUUACUCAAAUUCGGACAUUUGUUAAGUCAAGUUGGAAGGAGAACCGAAUCAGUAAGUAUUUCCUGGUUUGAUUUCAAAAAAUCAGAAAAUUUUCAGGCUCCGGAUAAGCUUUCUCUGUUCAUGACGUCAUCAAAUGUGUCACCAGUGAAUGCUGUUUUCGCAGUCACUCAAACAGUAAAUGUAGAUGUGAUAUCAGAAAACGAAGUUGUUGGAAUGGUACAGAAAAUGGCUGAAAACGUGGAUAGGAAGUUGACCAAUGAGCAAUUGUCUACAAUUCGCCCUCUGAUGACAUCUAAAGAAGGAAUUCUAAUAGCAAAAAGUGUUGCUCAUGAGAUUCUUCUCAAUGGUAGCAGCUCAAUGAAAGGAGGAAUCGAAGGAAGAUUAGCCAGAAUAGAAAAGGAGUUCGGAAAAGCAGCUGUCAGCAAUGUCGUCAAGUACAUUGCUUGUUCUUCACACGGACUUACUAGAUUGGAAAUCCACGAUGCAAUUUCAGCUGAUAGAGAAGCAUUGGAAGAGAUGAAUAUGCCUGUAGUAUUUUCUCUUCUGACACUGGACAGUAUAAUCGAAGCUCUUGGACCACUUCUCCGGAAAGUUCUGAUUGAUGAUCGUCUAUGUCUAGCUCCUUCCCAUUCAUGUUUGUAUAUCUUUCUAAAAAGCAGAUACUUAGUAACAAGUCUCGAAAUUCGAUCUUCACAUCUUCAUCUUUCGGAUCUUUUCGCUGAUUUACUAGUUGAUAAUGAACAGUCUCCACGUCAUGAAAUUGCAUAUCAGGUCAGUAGAGAAAUCUGCAUGAUUCUGAAUUCAACUUCUCUUUUACAGACGUUCUCACAGGGUAUAAAACGGGACAAUGGAUCUCCAAACUUCCGAAGGUUACGGCUUCUAUGGUAUCAUUGUCUUCAUUCGGGUAAUCUGGAUCGCCUCAAGGAACUUUCGUUGUGUCAUUUCGAAUAUGUUGAUUUUGUGACUCGCUACUUUGGAAUUUCCCAUUUGUUAUCCUUGUACGAAGAGUGUGCGACACAGAUUCUUCAUCACGAUUUGCAAGUGCUCUCGGAGCAAGUUCUUGUACCUGCUCUCGUCACCAUGGCCAGAGACAGCGAGCAAUUGGCAGCUGAAGUUAUCGGGAGACUAAGAUUCACAAGAACCGACAAUAGCCCAUUUUUAAAUAACCUGGUGGAUCAAGCAAUGUCUUGGGUCGAUUUGUACAACAGACAACCGUUGUUGGUCCCUUUGACUUGCUGGAUCUCUCCGCCUGCUACAAAAGUUUGCCGAAGUUUCACACUCAAAGAUUGGAAACCGGGGAAUACUGUUCUAGCGUUGUUUGCGAAUCAUCAAUACAUUUUGAUUUCUGGAAACCAAUCGGAUCCAGGAGUCAUUUAUGCAUAUCACAUUGCUUCUGAACAACUCGUUGGAACAUUCAAAGGACAUACUGCAGCAGUUACAUGCCUGUGCUCAAGUAAUGACAGCUCUUUCUUUGUCAGUACAUCUGCCGAUAAAACUGUCAAAGUUUGGGUGUUUUCACAGUAUGAGCCGACGAUGUCCCUAACUCAUCACACUGCCAAAGUAACAUGUGCAAUUCUGACCAGUGACGAUCAGUUUAUGAUCACAGCAUCUGCUGAUUCGUCAGCGAAAAUGAUCAAAGUGGAGACAGGAGAUGUUGUGAGAUCAUUCAAUGACCAUACAGGAUCUGUGGUGUCUCUUCAACUGACUUCUAAUAAUCAGUUUUUGAUCACUGGUUCCGGAGACUUUGUGGUUCAAAUGUGGGAUGUGACGAAUGGAAAAUGUAUAUCGAGAAUGGGUGGAUUGAUGGCUCCAGUGAGCACAUUGGCUAUCACAUCAAAUGAUGCGUUCGUAGUUGUCGCAUGUGAAGACGAGACCCUAAAAGUGUUCAGUACAGUAGGAGGACAAGAACUACACGAACUGAUGGGACACGAAGGAAAAGUGAACUCUUUGGUGUGUGCACAAGACGACUGUCAACUGUUCGCUGCUACAAAAUCCAAAAUCUUCUGCUACGAUAUUCAUAAUGGACAAAUGAUUGAUGUGCUGGAUAUAGCUCAACCAUAUCCAAUUUGUAGUUUGAGGAUAUCGUCUGACAAUAACUUCUUGAUUUCUCCCUGUGGUCCAAAAGUCACAAUUUGGAAUGUCACAAAACGAAACCAUGAUGCACAUGAUGUUCAUGCAGAUAAAGAAGGAUUCCUGACAGCUGUUGCCUUAUCAAACGAUGAUAAAUAUGCAGCAUGUGGAACAAAUAAUGGAAUUGUAGCACUUUGGGAUCUUGAAGUGUGUCAGUGUGUAUUUACCACAGUUCAGAACAAAGGAGAUCCGAUCACAUGCAUCCGAUAUUCAAUUGACAGUCAGUAUUGCAUUUCUGGAAAUCAAGCAGGAUGUAUUCUGAUUCUGGAUGCCCAGAAUGGAGUAGUCGUCCGAGAGUUAUUUAUGCACAGCAGCGAAGUUCUUUCGAUUAUGUCGUUGGUUCAGAACAAAAUGAUUUCAUGUGAUAUUCAAGGAAAAAUGGUCAUUUGGGAACUUUUUGGAGAUGACGAUACACCUGAAAUGGUUGCAACUGGAGUCAAGCCACCAAUAUUCGUACCUCCGACAGGACGGAUUAUGGUUGGACAUUGCUCAUUGAGCAACAAAGAAAUGAAAAUCUGGGCGUUUCCUGAUGAAGGACCUCCGAUAACUCGAGCAAAACUCUCCCACAGUGAUGAAAUCACUUGCUUCGCCACAUCACCAAAAGGAGGAAACUUCAUAGCCACUGGAUCCAGGGACAUGUCUCUGAAAAUAUGGCAAAUCGACAAAGGAUUCCUGACUCAAGUUCUCGUAGGACAUGAAAAUGUAGUCACUUGUUGUUGUAUCUCAUUUGACGAAAGACUGGUUGUUUCUGGAGCAAGAGAUGAGAAAAUCAUUGUAUGGAAUGUACAAAGUGGAGAUAUGGUAUGCACUGUAAAUACGACUGCCGCUAUCACUUCUCUUUCUAUGACUGGAGAUUCUACUGUGGUCUUUUCAACGACGGAAGAUGGUUGGGUUGAAACAUGGUCUACUACCAAAGGACGUCUUCUCUCAACCUUCAACGCACAUCGUCCUAUUAAGAAACUCAUCAAUUCUUACGAAUCUCAUCGAAUGCUACUUCUUCUUGAAAACUGCGCUCAACUUCCUAUCCUCUGUCUUCAUAACACUCCAGCCGUCGGCAUCGAGGCAACAAGAAGACGAAGUGCCAGAGCUCAAUCAGUUUCAAGUGCUUCUAACGAACCAGUCGCAUCAACUGGCUCAGGGGAGAUCAAGAAAGAUCCUUCGUCAUCUUCGAAUAACGGAGGAAACGGGCAGCCUGCUCCAAGGGCAACAGCUCCAAAACCAACUUUUGAUAUGUUGGAAAGGAGCAAAAGUAGGACUUCAUUGAUUGAAAAGGAUCGAGCAACAACUCUAACACAAUCCAAUGCUCCACCACCACAAAAAUCAAAUAUGUGUACUAUACUUUGA